UACUUUUCUUGCGAUUGUUCCUUCGGCCCAAAAUAAGUUUUGCUUGCAGGAAGCUUUAGGGCAAAUAAUAUAUUCCCUCGCAAACUUCUUUUCUCACCUAAAAACCCUUUCUCCCCCUAAUCUUCUGAAACCUUCCACAAACCCUAGAUGGUAACUCCAAUGGAACUUCUUAGAUCGAAUCUCUCUCGAGUUCGAAUUCCAGAGCCUACUAAUCGAAUUUACAAGCAAGAAUGCUGUAUUUCAUUCGAUACUCCGAAAUUUGAAGGAGGACUAUUCGUUGAUAUGAGUUCGUUUCUUGCGUUUGGAAAAGACUGUGUUGGUUCGAACUAUCAGAAAACUGGAAAUCCAGUUUAUUUGCAUAUAAAACAAACUAUAAAACAAGUCUCAGAGGACAGACCUCUCAAGAAACCGACUCUUUUAGCUAUAGGGGUUGAUGGGGGAUUUGACAACCAUGAACCGGAGUAUGAAGAAACUUACAAUAUUGUAAUAUUGCCUGAUUUUGUCAGCCUCCCGUUUCCUUCAGUUGAACUGCCAGAAAAGGUGAGGUUGGCAGUUGAUACUGUUGUGAGGGCUGAGGGUGCUGAGAAAAAAGAACAACUAGCAUCUUGGACAGCUGAUAAGAAGCAAGUUAGUGCCUAUGCUACGAAUCUGAUACAGAUUGAUACUGGUGUUGUUGUGCCUCCUUCUGGGUGGAAAUGCUGCAAAUGUGACAAGACUGAAAACCUAUGGCUAAAUUUAACUGAUGGAAUGAUAUUCUGUGGGAGAAGAAACUGGGAUGGAACUGGGGGCAACAAUCAUGCUAUUGAACAUUACAAAGAAACAAACCAUCCUCUUGCUGUAAAACUGGGAACUAUAACUGCUGAUUUGGAAGGAGCAGAUGUGUUCUCAUAUCCGGAGGAUGAAAGUGUUGAAGACCCACUAUUAGCUCAACAUUUGGCAUUUUUUGGAAUUGAUUUUUCCUCGCUUAAGAAGACCGAAAUGACAACAGCAGAAAGGGAGCUUGACCAGAAUACCAAUUAUGAUUGGAAUCGCAUACAAGAAAGUGGACAGGAAUCAGAACCAUUAUUUGGACCUGGUUAUACUGGACUUGUUAAUCUUGGAAAUAGUUGUUAUUUGGCAGCGACAAUGCAAGUGGUAUUCUCAACGAGCUCUUUUUGUUCACGGUACUACAAGAGUCAAAGUUUGAAAGAGGCUUUUGAGACUGCACCUGCUGACCCAACUCUGGACUUGAAUAUGCAGUUGACAAAACUUGCGCAUGGUAUGCUGUCCGGUAAAUAUUCGGUUCCUGCUCAGGAGAAAGACGGGAGUUUUGAUUCUGCAACUUCAACUACAAGUACAAAACAGGAGGGAAUACCACCUCGUAUGUUCAAGUCAGUUAUUGCUGCAAGCCAUCCUGAGUUUUCUAGUAUGAGACAACAGGACGCUUUGGAGUUCUUUCUACAUUUUCUUGACCAAGUUGAGCGAGCAAAUGCUGGAAGUCCUCAGUUGGAUCCCUCUAAGAGUUUCAAAUUUGGUAUUGAAGAGCGUCUACAAUGUCCAUCUGGAAAAGUUACUUACAAUAAAAGAGUUGACUACACCCUUUCCUUAAACAUUCCUUUGCAUGAAGCUACUAAUAAAGAACAGCUAGAAGCCUUUUACAAGUUGAAGUCAGAAAGGAGUUUGGAAGGAAAGGAAGUAUCAAACGAUGAAAUUGUACGCCCAAGAGUACCCCUCGAAGCAUGCUUGGAAAUCUUUUCAGCUCCAGAGGAGGUACAUGAUUUCCACAGCAGCGCCUUGAAAGCCAAGACCACGGCAAUCAAAACUACUGGCUUAACUUCGUUCCCAGAUUAUCUAGUGUUGCAUAUGCGGAAAUUUGUCAUGGAGGAAGGCUGGGUGCCUAAGAAGCUUGAUGUGUAUAUAGAUGUUCCGGAUGUUAUAGAUAUUAGCCACAUGCGCAGCAAGGGUCUUCAGCCAGGGGAAGAGUUGUUACCCGAGGAAGUUGCUGGGUCCGAGACAGUAGAAUCAAGUCCCUCAGCUUAUGAUAAUAUUGUUUCACAGCUUGUGGCAAUGGGAUUCAACAAUCUCCACUGUAAAAAGGCUGCUAUUAACACCUCAAAUGCUGGGGUGGAGGAGGCUAUGAAUUGGUUGCUCUCUCACAUGGAUGAUCCAGAUAUAGAUGAUCCUAUCAGUGAGAGUGUUCCAUUACCCGUCGACCAAUCACAAGUUGAUACCUUGGUUUCCUUUGGUUUUCAAGAAGAUAUUGCUAUAAAAGCGUUAAUGGCAUCAGGUGGAAAUAUUGAGAAAGCUACUGAUUGGAUAUUUAGCAAUCCUAACGCCUCUGCUCCAUCCAAUAUGGAUGCUACAUCAAGCGGUGCAGAGUGUUCUGCGGAUGGUGGAUUACCUGAUGGAGGAGGAAAAUACAAGCUUCUCGGAUUGGUGAGUCACAUUGGUACUUCUACUCACUGCGGACAUUAUGUAGCUCAUGUGAAUAAAGACGGGAAGUGGGUGAUAUUCAAUGACGACAAGGUUGGGGUCUCACACAAUCCUCCUAAAGAUAUGGGCUACUUAUAUUUCUUCGAGAGACUCAGCAGUUAGAUAGGAGAUGCAAAAGGCAGGCUUGGUUUUGAGUAUCCUGGCUCAUGGUCAAUCCUUACCUGCUAUUCAGGUAGUUUUUUGUUUGUCUGGAACUGUUUGUAGGUAUAUACUUCUUUCGGCUCGCUUGUUCACCUUCUGGUGGCCAGCCCCAUUUGCUGUAAUCUACAUUUUUCAGUUUUUGUUUGCUGGUGGAGGUAGAGGAAGAAAGAGUUUCAUUUUUUUUUUAAUUGUUUUAAAAUUUAAUGGUAAUUAAAUUUGAAUCAAAUCUAGGGUUUGUGGCCAA
Papaver somniferum (opium poppy) is the source of this 2857-nucleotide messenger RNA. RefSeq names its product ubiquitin carboxyl-terminal hydrolase 14-like. The record is from RefSeq and is a predicted model, not a curated record. Gene Ontology annotation, molecular function: cysteine-type deubiquitinase activity; protein binding; zinc ion binding. The transcript has 20 exons. Gene Ontology annotation, biological process: protein deubiquitination. NCBI's taxonomy places the organism in Eukaryota, Viridiplantae, Streptophyta, Magnoliopsida, Ranunculales, Papaveraceae. The coding region runs from base 148 to 2574 and encodes 808 amino acids.